CAGAAGACCCCGGAACCUCGCCGAUACUGCGGGCCUCUCUGGUCGCUGCGGACACCGCCGCCCAAGCCCCACACCUGGGUGGGAUUUGGAAGCUGGGCCCCUCGCCCUUCCCAGAAUUCAAGCUUGCAGUGUCCGCAGGUGGUGUUUGCCAGCCAUCUGCAACGGGAUAACUCCGAACACUUGUUGAAAAUCCAGAUUACCUGGACCUAGAUCGGAAGCCGGGGGGCGGGGGAAAAGAGAAUCUGAAUUUUAACGACGCAUCUUGGGAGAUGUGUAUGCUAGAUUUGGGGGUCAGGAAAUAAAGCGGAAGAGUUUAAGUGUCCCGCUUUGUGCCCAUAGCUCUCGGUGCGUAAUAGCGCUCCUGCAGAGCGGCUACCACGGAGAGGGAACUGCGGGAAAUUUCCCUGGACACCGCCGACGCUGACAAACCCAGUGUCCCUGGGCCUUUCCAGUUCUCCUGGCAGGUUGAUUGCGACUCAGCAUGUCGGCUUCAAUGAAGGAAUGCCUUCAGCUUCAGCUGCUGGAGAUGGAAAUGCUGUUUUCUAUGUUUCCUAACCAAGGAGAAGUAAAACUUGAAGAUGUCAAUGCCCUGACAAACAUAAAGAGAUACUUGGACGGCAUAAGGGAGGCGCUGCCACCAAAAAUCGAAUUUGUGAUCACCCUGCAAAUUGAGGAGCCCAAGGUGAAAAUUGACUUGCAAGUAACCAUGCCUCACAGCUACCCCUAUGUAGCGUUGCAGAUGUUUGCACGGUCACCAGAACUUGAUAGACAGCAGCAGCUGCUUCUCAACAGAGGCCUCACUUCUUACAUCGGGACUUUUGAUCCAGGGGAGCUCUGUGUGUGUGCGGCCAUCCAGUGGUUGCAGGACAACAGCACCUCCUACUUCCUGAACAGAAAGCUCGUGGACGAACCAUCGACACAAGCAAAACCAGUCAAGAACACCUUCCUCCGAAUGUGGAUCUACAGCCACCAUAUAUAUCAGCAGGACCUCCGGAAAAAGAUCCUGGAGGUCGGGAAAAGGUUGGACGUGACAGGAUUUUGCAUGACGGGAAAGCCAGGGAUAAUCUGUGUGGAGGGCUUCAAAGAGCACUGUGAGGAAUUCUGGCACACAAUCAGGUACCCCAACUGGAAGCACAUUUCCUGUAAGCAUGCGGAGAGUAUUGAAACAGAAGGAGACGGGCAAGACCUGCGCCUUUUCCAUUCUUUUGAAGAAUUACUCCUUGAGGCCCACGGUGACUACGGCUUGAGGAAUGACUAUCACAUGAAUCUGGGCCAGUUCUUGGAAUUUCUCAAAAAACACAAAAGUGAGCAUGUUUUCCAGAUAUUAUUCGGUAUCGAAAGCAAAAGUUCUGACUCCUAGGAAGCUAUGAAGAGGCCUCUGUGAAGAGGCCUACAUAACUAAGCUCACUAAGUUAUAUUUCUAUUAAUAAGAGCAAAAUAAAAGGACCAGUAGCUGGUUAGCAUCGUUGGUGGGGAACCUAGCUCCAGUAUUUUUCCCUGGUAUUGAAACAAACACAUAAGCCUUUUAACUUUGUAACAGUGUGAUGGCAAUGUUACCUCUAUGUUCUGGUAUUAAUUGAAAACUAUUUUGUGGUAAACUAAUAAAAGCCUGUCAGUCUAACCAGUGAA
This is a messenger RNA of Odocoileus virginianus texanus, 1629 nucleotides long. RefSeq names its product RWD domain containing 2A (gene RWDD2A). NCBI's taxonomy places the organism in Eukaryota, Metazoa, Chordata, Mammalia, Artiodactyla, Cervidae. The record is from RefSeq and is a predicted model, not a curated record. Gene Ontology annotation, molecular function: protein binding.